Messenger RNA from Durusdinium trenchii, 1771 nucleotides. The record is from the annotation of a GenBank genome assembly. NCBI's taxonomy places the organism in Eukaryota, Dinophyceae, Suessiales, Symbiodiniaceae.
GCUGAAAGCUUAUCCUUGGCACAGCCUUAGCCAGAACAGCAACUUGGAGGGUGAGGUUUCACCUGCUGAAAUGGAGCAGGAGGAGCAGGAAGAGGAGCAGGUAGAUGAUCCUGCUAUGGAGGAGCAGCUCCACAGGUUUUGGGAUCGAUACCCCAUGGAUGAGCGUGCCACAAAGCUCCUCCUUUCAUGCGCUCCUGAUAUCCAAGCAAAGGUGAUAGAGACCUUUGAUCCCAGAAACAAGGAGGAGGUGGACUAUUCUCGACAAGUGACCGGCUACAUUCGGAGCCUUCAAACGCAAGCCUUGUCUCGGAAGCGCUUCCGAGAGGAGGAGGCAGGUGAGGUGCUGGUUGAGAAGCGCCUGCGAGGUGAGUUUGCCCCACCGACAGAGGAUGAGAUAGCAACUUUCUGCGGCCGUUACCCCAUAGACGAUCGAGCCCUUGACUACCUCUCCACUUCGCCCUCGGCCGUACAGCACAAGGUGCUUGCAGAAUUCCGCCCGCGCAACGAAAACGAACCGGACUACUCUUCUCUGGUGACUUCUUUGGUGAAGAAACUCCGGAUGACCGAGAGGACCGAGACUGCACCGACACUGUCUGCGGUGUCAGGGCCGUCAGGGCCCAGCCUUGAUGAAAUGAAAGACUUUCGAGUUCACUUUCCGAUGGAUGAUCGCGCCUGGGAGUUUUUGCUGAAUGCUCCUGGCCACACGCAGGAGGUUGUCAUUAAGGACUUCAAGCCCAGACGGUUUGAUGACGGCGACUACUCCGCGGCAGUCACCGCCUUUGUGCGCUCGAUGACGGUGAAGGAUAGAGGCUUGGAACGCGUGAGCCUGGCCAAGCUGGACCUUUUUCGAGAAAGGUUCCCAAUGGACGAACGUGCCUUUCAGUAUCUUUGCAACUCCAGUGUGGAGAUGCAACGCGAGGCACUGCAGAACUUCUUGCCAAGGAAUCUGGAUGAGACUGACUACUCUCGUCAGUUGACGUACUUCUUGAAACGAGGGCUUAGAUCUCCAGUUGCCGGUCCCGGCGUCUUUGAGGAGAGGCGCUCAGUGGACUGGAGAAGUGUCCCUGACAUUCGGGAAGUCAUCCGACCAGGUGCAGUCUACAUCCGAGAGUCCACGUCUCGAAGAGAUCAGAUCAUUCCUGGUCGAAGCGGAAGAGGUGAGGUCAGCAAAGGUGCAGGUGGCCCGCGCCACAGCCGCUUGCGAGCCUUCAGGGCGCAGUACCCGAUGGAUGACCGAGCCUUUGAUUAUCUCAUCCAGGCAGAGCCUCGUGUUCAGGAGGUCUUCUUAGAGGAAUUUCAGCCAAAACGUCACGCGGAUGGCGACUAUUCCGCUUCUGUCACCAGCUACUUGAAGGUUGUCAGAGCCAAGGUCGAGUCAAAUGGCUCUCCUGGAGCAGCGCCCGUCAAAGGCAAAGGCAGAAGCAAAGGUGACGAAGCCCUGUUGGAGAAUUUCCGCAGGCGGUAUCCAAUGGAUGACCGUGCCUUUGAGUACCUCUGCAGUGCAGACGAUUCUGUACGUCAGAAAGUACUUGAGAGCUUCAGGCCUAAACAUGAAGGAGAGGCUGACUAUUCAGGCCUGAUCACAUCCUUCAUCCGUUCAUUUAGACAACGAUGAUGCCAUUUGUGGCAGUGCCACCACCCCAAUGUGCACAUAGUGCAUGUGGCGUUCGGCCGCAGCAUUGCGCAUGUUUGCGCUUCAGCUUGGCAAUGCACAACCGAAAUGCCGAUUGACUCUGAUAACGUUUCGACAAGGAAGAGCCAGAGGCAAAAA